AUGUCGACGACCCACUCUCAGACAAGAACCUCUACUACUACUACAUCUUCUGAUGAUGAAGACCAUAAUACGGAACCGUUUGUGGAACCACCCGUGAUUGCUAAAGCUGUAUCAGAAAAUACAGCUGAAUCUGAAACGACAUCAUUGCCAUACAAAUCUGAAACGACAAUCACCCUAACACCCUCUGUUAUAAAAGGAACUCUGUUUUGUGCCGAUUACAGUCCUAAAAGAGGUACUGCCAAGUGUAAGAGAUUAAGGAACCAGCCGUUGACAUCAAGGGGUGGGAAAAACUCCUUGAAGAGGAUUGCUAUGCGAUCUGCAUCCAAAUCUGAAGAGGAUAAGAAUAAUAUUCUUGCUAUGGUGCGAUCUGCAUCCAAAUCCAACCAUCAACAACCUAGGCUCUCAAAAAAUGUUCAGUGCUACAACAGAUUAUUUUCCACCUUUUGUGACCUCUGCAAUUCCAUAGCCAAAGAACCAAGCUAUAGAGAAAAGACAAGAAUUGUAUCCGAUCUAUUGUUAACUCUGUCUAUCGAAGAUCUCGGAUUGUGGAUCCGUCUUCUUCUCCCGUGCGAGUUAAGGCGGAUUUACAACAUUAAGUCUAAACAGCUGGUCAAGCUCUUUGGACAGUUGUUUGGAGAAUCCGUUGAAGAGAUGACAAGAGAUCUUGACAUGAGCGGCGACGUGGCUGAUACCAUUACAAGAUUCUAUUGCAAACGAUAUUCAGCGAAUCAUUCGCCAAAGAUCACCCUCCGAGAGGUCGACCAGAUACUCGCUAAUCUGGAAGGCAAGACUAAAGAGACGGAACAGCUAGCCAUUCUGCAUUCUGUUGUCUACAAAAAUUUGCCUCCAAAAGAAUUCAUGAUGAUUGUCCGUCUCAUCGAGUGUAACUUGCGAAUUAACGCAGGUCCCAAGCACAUCCUUGAUGGUGUACACAAGGACGCUUAUGCAAUAUUUCAAACUACUAGAGAUAUUGACAUGGUACUGAGUAAGGUAAUGAAGAAUCCGUCUAGUUCUUUCGGCUCUUCUGUGUCUGCUUCUGUGUUGUCCUCAUUCCAGUAA
Molecule: messenger RNA, 1059 nt
Organism: Penaeus vannamei (Pacific white shrimp)
Lineage: Eukaryota; Metazoa; Arthropoda; Malacostraca; Decapoda; Penaeidae
Source: RefSeq, a predicted model, not a curated record